AUGGCGUUUGAGCAUGUGNACACUAUCCAAAUUCUAAAGAUAUUCAAAGGGGAAGAACGAGUCAGGAAAAGUACUGGUUUGAGGGAUUUCCCGGGUAAACUCAUCUUUCCUGUCCAGGCGACUAUUUCCACAGAUGAUAACGAGUGCGCAGCAAAAYUUGAAUCUGGAACCGAGUACGUCAUUGGUGGGUACAUGGAUGGUGCUGAACUYGAAACCUUCUCAUGUAAUUGGAUAGAAGAGUGGAAGAGCCUUAGCCGCAGCGAGCAUAGCGGGUUGAGAAAGUACUACAAAGCGAACUGUGGAUGUAAGACCAGCCUWUGUAGCUGGGUGGACCCAUUAGGCGGGUUAAUGGAUCACUAUUGCGGUAUUCAGCAUUUGUACUGUGCAAUGAGAAAGGAUAAAGCGAUGUGUAAGUGGAAGGACAUUGGUGGUGGAUAUGAACGKUGUCUUGGUGAUGCUAAAACCAUCGGACUUUAUCGACUAUAAAAACUUUAUUUAUUUCUCAAGAACUUAUUAUUUUGUACAGUAAUUUGGAAUAAUAGUUCAUUUGCGUUAAAUGCUAUGUCCGCUCUUGCCUGGAUUCUCAGUUAAUUUUCUGUAAAAAUAUGUUUAAUUAUGGUAGCUUUCACAAAUUUACACUGGAUUGGAAAAACUAAACAUCAGUUUGUUAUAGAUAAACUCUUGUUUAGAGUUAUAGGACAAAUUAAUUCUAAAAAAAAAACAACACAAAUUCUGUAUUUACUCUGGCGGGAACUGACGUUGCGCGAAAAACUGAAAUACAAUCAUUUUAAUGUGAUGAGAAUAGAAAUGAAGACAAUCGAAACAUACAUGACGAUAGCAUGAACUAAGGCACGUAUCUUCCAUUUUGUAAGAAUAAACGUAAUAUUCCAAUAUCGAAUUUAAGUGUGCUCUUAUAUUACGUGAGCCUCAAAACCAUGUUGCUUUAUUGAUAGCCUGUGGAAACGCACGGAAUUCUUGUGAAGAAAGAAGAUAAUAAAAUUGAUUUAAAAACUU
Exaiptasia diaphana is the source of this 1014-nucleotide messenger RNA. Its product is annotated as metalloproteinase inhibitor 3. NCBI's taxonomy places the organism in Eukaryota, Metazoa, Cnidaria, Anthozoa, Actiniaria, Aiptasiidae. The record is from RefSeq and is a predicted model, not a curated record. Gene Ontology annotation, molecular function: protein binding; metalloendopeptidase inhibitor activity. The transcript is spliced from 2 exons. Bases 1 to 486 code for a protein of 161 amino acids.